Chara braunii is the source of this 2890-nucleotide messenger RNA. The record is from the annotation of a GenBank genome assembly. NCBI's taxonomy places the organism in Eukaryota, Viridiplantae, Streptophyta, Charophyceae, Charales, Characeae.
CGGGAAUCAGUUGUCGGGUUUUGGUCAAAUUGGGAUGAACCUAAACUUGCCCCAGGUUCAAGGUGCUGGGGCAGGAGCAUCCCAAGGGCAAGGAGCGAAUGGGGGGAUGCCACAAAAUGCUCUGCCGCCACAAGGUAACCAAGGACAAUUUCAGGGAUAGGGGCACGGUCAAGGACAUGGUAAGGGGAGAAAUGGAGGAAGAGGAAAUGACAAUGGAGGAAGAGGAUUUGGAGGAAGAGGAAAUGGUGGACAAGACUUUCGUUGAAGAAGACCAAUGGGGAGAAAGGAAUGAAGAAUGGAUGAAGGAGCUGGCUUUGGCUGAGACCUACAGACUGACUGACGAUCCAGUGACGAUUGAGGCAGGAAAGAAGCAGGUAGAUCAGCACCUGGUGACUAUAGGGAGAGUGCACUAUCUUGUCAAUUCACUCUUGCAAGUUCAGGUUAAAAAUGAAGAAGAGAUAGUAAAGGCAGACGAGAUAGUGUUGGGGGAUGAUUUCAAAUUUGAUGAGGAGUUGAAGGAAGAGGAGUUUGAACAAGGAAAAAUCUCAGAGGAUUUCCGGGAAGAAGAAUAUGAUGGAUUUCAUUUAGAAAUGAGACUUCUUCUCUCCGGGGAUAAGCGAGAGAGGGAAGUUAGUAAUAAAACUCUUCGUAUGAGAGAUCAUUAUAUAGUGAGGGGAGACCACCUCUUCAUCAGAGAUAAAAGAGGACCUCCCAGGAGGGUCAUUUGUGGUAGGAAUCGACAGAUCGACGUGAUAGCAGCACUUCAUGACGGACCUGUAGGAGAUCAUAGGAGUUUCGCCACUACAAUUAAGAAGGUGACUGAACUGUACUUUUGGGAGGGUAUGUAUGGAAUGAGCCUAAAGUACUGCGAGUCGUGCGUCCCUUGCCAGAUCAGGUCUCCAAUCAGGUGCAAGGAACCCCUACAUCCGAGAUAUAUCAAGGAUGUGGGGGCAGUGAUCCAUCUGGAUCUCCUAGCAAUGUCAUUAGGACUUGAAGACUAUAACUAUAUCUUUGAUGCCCGAGAUAAUCUCACGGGAUUUGUUGAUGGAAAGGUCAUCCAAACCAAGACAGGAGUAAUCUUGGUAGAAUGCAUCAAAGAAUAUUACCUCCGGUAUCCUUUCAUUGUGGAGUUUACAAUGGAAAGGGGGUCUGAGUUUACGUGUGGGGAAGUGAAAGAGUUGCUGGACGACCUAGGAGUUAUUGUCAAGUACACGACCAGAGCACAUCCGCAGGCGAAUGCACCUGUUGAAAGGGGACCCAACAUGAUCACUAACUUGCUGGCAAAGUGGACAACUGGAAAGUCAAACCUGUGGCCGAAAUUUCUGAGAACAGUGUUCUUUGUCGAGAACAUUACGGCUAAGAGAACCACAAGUUAUGCCCCUGCGACCUUGUGGUAUGGAAGGCAUGCUAUGUUUCCAAUAGAAAGUUUCUUAAAGACGUGGCGAAGGCAGGAUCUUGAGAACGAUAUGCCUUUGGAAGAGUUGCUUGACAUCAGGUUCAGACAGGAUAAUCUGAGGGUUUUUCUGAGGGAAUUUGAGGAGUAUGCCUUCAGAAGAGAGUGGGACACUCAGACCAUGCUUCAGCAGGUGGCGGGUCUGGGGGAAUGUAACGAGGCAACAUAUGAGAUUGCCUCAGAUUGUCUGGGGUGGUUGGAUUUCAAAGCUGAUAUGUGGGCGAAGUAUGGGGACUUUACGAGGGAUGAGAUCGGAGAUGAUAUCAUCUUCGAUAGUACCAACUUGGAGGAUUUCGAGGACAGUAUCAACCUUUGCUCAGAGAAAAGGCGGUGGGGUGAGAGGAAGAAGAUGAAACAAGUAUUGAGGAGAAUAGCGCUAAGGGAAUAUGAGGCAGUGAAGAAGGUCAGGGAGGAGUCAGACACCUGGGGGAGUUUCCUUGUCAAAAUGAGAAAGCAGGGGAAUGAUGAGGUUAGAGCUCAAGAUGGAGGUAACUCGAUAAGGGAAGAUAAAACACGAGAGGAGGAGCACAGUGAGAAGAAAGUGGAGGGCAGUGACAAGACUGGAGAGGAAAAGAAGGGAAAUGAGAAGGUGAAGGAAAGAAAAGGGAAGGAAAAGAACAAUGAGAAGGUUGAAGAAGCAGGGUCAUCCGGAACUGCUGAAGUGCCAACUUCCAAUGAGUUGAGAGCAAGGGGAGAGAGAAGGGACAUGGAGUGGACGAAAGUGAAGAAUGAGAUGGUAGGUUUGAAGGUUGAGAUGAAAAAGACGAAGAUUGAGCAGGGAAAGCUGGAAGUGAAGGUGGAAGCAAUUGGUAAGUUGGAAGCAAGGGUCAGUGAGCAAGAUAAGGCGAUUGAAGCAGAGAAAAACGAAAGGAAACAGGAAAGUGAAAAAUUAGAAAACAGAUGGAAGGAGGUGAAAGAGGUUUUGAAAAGACAAAAGAGGGAUAUUCAGGCGAAGAUUGAAGAAGGGGAUGCUAAGAAGGUUGAGGACAAAAAGGAAAAUUCAAGGAUGGAAGGAGGUGAGAAAGGACUUGAGGAUAACAGUCAAUACAGGGGGUUGAUGGUAGGGAUUGUCACCUUGCCAGAAAAGGAUGCUGGGGAAAUAUCACUAGUUGAUUACAGAGUGGGACAGGAUAGGAAGAGAUCCUACCUUGAGAUAUUGAUUGGGGCAGCAUCACAUGAUAUCCCAUCAUUUGCAAAGAGAUCAAAGGAAGAGGAGAAGAAGUUAUGUUGGUAUUGCAUGAAAGGAAUCGACAGGAGAGAUGAUUGUCCUGGGUUUAAGACAGAUAGGGCAAAAGGGUUGGUUGGCCUGGAUGAGAAUAAUAGACUCGUCGAUAGGAGAGGAAAUCUGAUUAAGAGAACCAAGGAGGCAUUCAGGGUCCAAUUGUAUGAGCAGCUGGGACUCAUCUUAGAGGACUAGAAUCAAAUAAUUUUGGAAUU